Molecule: messenger RNA, 1152 nt
Organism: Thermochaetoides thermophila DSM 1495
Lineage: Eukaryota; Fungi; Ascomycota; Sordariomycetes; Sordariales; Chaetomiaceae
Product: cell wall glucanase-like protein
Exons: 2
Coding region: 1-1152 (383 amino acids)
Biological process (GO): carbohydrate metabolic process; fungal-type cell wall organization
Cellular component (GO): fungal-type cell wall
Molecular function (GO): glycosyltransferase activity; hydrolase activity, hydrolyzing O-glycosyl compounds
Source: RefSeq, a predicted model, not a curated record
AUGAUCUCCAAGUUCCUACGUGCCGCCACCGCGACCCUUGCUGUCGCCUCUGUGGUGUCGGCUCAGACUUAUACGGACUGCGAUCCCACUAAGCGCGACGGCUGCCCCAACCCCAAGGCGGUGGGGUCCCAGGUUGUCGACAUCGACUUCCGUAAGGGUGGCAAUGCCUUCUUCAAGGAGCUGGAGGGCACCAAGAUCACCUACGACCCUGAGCUGGGCGCUGUCUUCUCUAUCAAGAAGGAGACUGACGCCCCGACCAUCGCCAGCAACAAGUACAUUUUCUUUGGCCAGGUUGACGUAACCGUCCGCGCUGCUCGCGGUACCGGCAUCGUGACCAGCUUCGUGCUGCAGUCGGACGACCUGGACGAGAUCGACUGGGAGUGGAUCGGCAGCGACAACUACGAGGUGCAGACCAACUACUUCAGCAAGGGCUGCACCGAGACCUACGACCGCGGUGGCUUCUCGAACGUCCACGAUCCCAUCAACACCUUCCAUACCUACACUAUCCGCUGGACUCCUGAGCAGCUCGACUGGAUCAUCGACGGCAACGUCGUCCGUACCCUCAAGAACACGGGCGAGAAGGGCUGCUCCGGCUACCCCCAGAGCCCCAUGCAGAUCAAGCUCGGCACUUGGGUUGCUGGCCGAAAGGACGCUCCCGAGGGCACCAUCCAGUGGGCUGGUGGCCUGGCUAACUGGAAGGAGGCUCCCUUCGACGGCUACUACCAGUCCAUCCGCAUCCAGGACUUUAUGGGUGGCGCCAAGGAGGCCACCGAGUACCAGUACACCGACCGUAGCGGCACUUGGCAGAGCAUCCGGGUCGUCAAUGAUGGCAAGCCCGCCGAGAUCUCGUCCAAGCCCACUCUCCCAGCUACUACCAGCACCGCGAAGCCCUCGUCCACCUCGACCUCGUCCGUUUCGACGACUUCUGCUACCACUUUCGCUACCGUAACCUCGUCCACCUCGACUGUCGCCUCUUCGGCCACUGCUUCCCAGGUGUCCAUCUCUCCGUCGCCCACCGUUAACACCCCUAACGCUGGUGUCUCCCCUGUGCCGAGCGACGACUCCACCGGCGCUGCCGGCAGGCUGGCCCUGAAUGUGGGCAACGCCGUUGCCAUGGGUGUCGCUGCCGUCUUUGGCUAUCUUCUGCUCUAA